Paramuricea clavata is the source of this 12274-nucleotide messenger RNA. NCBI's taxonomy places the organism in Eukaryota, Metazoa, Cnidaria, Anthozoa, Malacalcyonacea, Plexauridae. The record is from the annotation of a GenBank genome assembly.
AGGAAUUUGGAGAAAAGAAAAUAUUUCCUGGGAACACAGACGUUUCAUCUGUGGUGAAAAACUUUCUCUCAGUUCCUACAGCUAUGCAAAAAUUACGAAUAUAUCCUGAAUCAUGGAAUAAUGAAAUAGCUUUGAGAAUUGAACUGUAUUCAAAUCGUAUGUCAUUUUUAGUUAUAUAUAAUCCUUACUUUGUUCUAUAAAGCUCAUUUUACAUAUUAAGAUGCCUUUUACUUUUUGUUUCAGCAUCUAUUUCUACCCAAAAUUGUAUUCAGUAUACACCAACAACCAGCGGUAAGAUUUUUUCUGAUCAUUAUUCGAAUUAUUUUUCCAUGAUUAAGUUUAUGCAUGUUGUAUCCAGAAUUGUAAAUAGCAGUUAUACAUAUAAGUUUUUCUAUAGGAUAAAUAGUAUUAGGAAAUACUCUUAAUGUUUUCCCUAAAGCAGAAAUUACUGAUUUGAGUCCAGGGGCGGGGGAGAGGGGUGUGUGAUAACCCUCCCCCCCCCACCCACCCCAUCCCCCAAUCGUCAGGUAGUCGGCAAAACAGUGCAUUCCCUGACUCGUCCCCAGUUCGCUGUCAAUGCCUAACCCGCGAACGGGUAUAUUAUUCCGUACUAAACUAUUACGAGGGACUGUGGAAGAGUCAGGUGCAUCCCAGUCAGUAAAACAGUACAUCACAGUCGGCAAAUUGUUUUCGUAGUCGGCAAAACAUGAAUGUGAUAGGGUAAAUAAUGUGAAACAGAUGUAAAACAGUUUAAAAAUUAAUAAUCAUACCUAAAAUUUGGAGAAAUUUACGAAAAUAGGAAGGAAAAGAGGAAACAUUAAAGGAAGAACGGAACGUUAAGCUCAAAUAGUAUGACAACUAUAAUGUCCGGAAACUUUUUUACCCAAUUUUGGAAAAAGAAACAUUAAUUAAUUGGCGUUUGACAUGAGUAGGUAAAAUUUCAGUUCAUGACAACCAAAAUUCUUUUACACCCCCCCCAUUCAAAAAGGUCUAGCGGCACCCCUGUUUCAGUCAUUCAAAUAGAUUAAGGAAAAGCUAGAAAAGAAAGUAUAGCUAUAUUUAGGCAUUAAAGCACUUUUGGAGUGUACAGUUAUCGGGAUUUACAUACACGAGUUCAUGAACAAGAAACAAGAAAUUUACUACUGCACGGGACGAGGCGUAGCCGAGUGUAGUAUUAAAGUUUCUUGUUCGUGGUUGAGUAGUGCUUGUAAAACCAAUACUGAUACAUGAACAAAGAGUGCUUUAAACGUUAAAAUUUGAGUAAACACAGAGAUAAACACUUGCGAUUUGCGAAAAAAAAUUUAAUACCAAACUGAAUUCAAUUAAUAUUGAUUUUUUGUUAUGAUUCAAACGAUACUGUCUUCAAUAACUCGGUACUGAUCUCAGCAAAUUCUUCACCAUUUUUUAUUGUAGUCGCUGUGCAUUAAACCUUUUCAUGCGCAUUAUUUUAUAUCACACGGCCGUGCGUUAUUGUUACAUAAAUAUUAAAUAUUAAUAUUGAAUAUUAAAACUAGUUAUAUAUUAUAAUAAGCUAUAUCUUUAAUCAACAAACUAAUACCCAGUCUUUCGUCUAGUAAGUCGCGGCGAACCAGGUGCCUCAGGGACAGUAUUUCGUUCUCACUUCAAGAAUGGGAAAAUUGUCAAAACUCUUCGUGUUCAUAAUGAUCAUAACGCUUUACGGGUAAGUUUUCAAUACGUUAAUUACUUUCAUCAAUAAUUAAGCUUCGUAGCGUCAUUAAUAAUUUACUAAUUUUACACUUUUUUAAGAUUAAUGAGUGGUCCAGUUACAAACAGUUUGAAAAAACAGGUAUGUUCCCAGGAUAUUUUGUAUUCAUGUACACGCUUCUAAACGUUGCGCAUGCAUGCUGAAUACGUGGAAUUGUUCAGUGGAUCCUGGCUGAAUCAUGUUCUGAUACAGAGCCGUAGCCAGGGCUGGGGCCAGGGGCCCCCUGACAAAAUGUAUUGUAUAAAAAAGGGAAUCCUUGAUUAUAUAGCUCCAUGCUGUCAAUAACGCAAAAAUUCUGUAGAAUAUAUGCUUGCUGCGCAUCGGUGUGAAAUCUAAAAUCUUGUUCGCUUAUUUGCGGCACACAGCUUCAAACACAUCCUCUUCUAACCCUAAUUAUUUCAAUAUGUAUUAAGUGAGGGUUGGAUGAAGUUUAAACCAAUCUGUUCUUUUUACCAGUGAUUUUUUAACGCGGGCUCGGUAGUGGCGCCGUGACGUGGGGGCCAAGGGGGUGGGGGGGGGGCUCCCCUAUUGUUGUGACCCGUCGGAAAAUUGUCAAUGUUGUCGAAAUCUUCGUGGUGAAGCAUCGGAAAAAGUGAUACGAAAUCGGGAAUAGUGCUACGAAAGCAAUUGUAAUGUUAUUUACCAAAAAUGGGGGCAUAUUUAAAAUGUUGUGGUCCGGGAAAUUUUUUGGCCCCUCUUGUGUUUUUGUUGCCCCCCCCCCCCCGACCAAAAAUCCUGGCUACGCCUCUGUUCUGAUAUUAGUACUGUAUUCAUUAUUAAUGCAUAGUCAACUUUAUUCGAAACUCUGUAUUUAAUUUGAUGUAGUGCCUAUAUAGGUGGCUUUCAUCAUGCUCCAGUUUAGUGCACACAUAUUUUAAAUAAACGAAUCUCAUUUGGAUUCAAUUAUUUGACCUCCCACUGCCUUCAUGUUGACGUCUCGUGGGGUAGCUUCAAAGUUUAACCCACGUAUACAGUAUAAAACAAAAUCACCAAGAAUAGGGUCACAGUUUCAACAAACGAAUUAAAAGCACUCAGGUGCUAUACAUAAGAACUACGACAGGGACAUGCAAGGGUGUGUAUUGAAAAAAAAUUCAACAGUAUAUUCUACCUAACCGCCUUCACACAUCGCUAACCCAUGAGAGUACUUCCAUUUUCCCCUCUUCAGUGUAUAGCACCUGGGUAUCAGGCAAUUUAAGAAAAUGUUCGAAAGAAAUACAAAACAAUGUUAACUCCGAAUAAUGAUGACACGGAGUUUCCGCUGUUGUGUAUAUUAUGAAAAUAGUCAGUACUUAAUUUUACCAGCGAAAUAGUGUACGCUUAUCAACACCAGUAUAUAACUGUUUACCUGUUUGUUGAUGACUAGGUGCUGUAACAUGGUUUAUUUUGGACAAGGAGGGAAUACAUCUCGACACCAUCGACCUUCGUGGAAACUCUCGUGUUUUGUUUGUUAGUCCCACUUCAAGGCAUGUGAGCGUAAAUGCCAUCCUAAGUGACAGUAGUGGUCAAGUAUUCAUUGCUCCAUCCCAGUCUAUAAGUAUCUCCACACAGCUCGCGCCAUGUCUAGUCACCUUCAACUCCAGCGUAUUGGCGUUUGGUAACAAGACGGGGAGUGACGUAGGGAUCCAGAGAACAUUACAUGUAUAUGGGACUCUUGACUUAGGCCAUACUCCUAGUGUUGAGAUAGGACAAGAUGGUGGGUCAUUUAUCAUGCAUCCAGGGUCAUCCCCAAAUCAACUUGAUUUCAAAAACUUUGUAAUUAAGGAUGGCCUGGGGUAUCAGGUCAGCUUGCUUCAAAAUGGUGAGAUAAAGGUUAUGAAUAUCGCUGGAGGGAAAUUCACAAUGGGUACCGGAUGUUUAUUUAAUUCCAGUGCUCAGUUAACGUUGUUAUCAGACGAUGUAAUUAUCAAUGGUGUCAUGACAGCUCCUACCCUAACUAGCGCUGUUUGGAACUCAUUAUCGGUUAGAUUGCAGGGAUCGCUGGAUACAAAGGUUUUAAGCAACGUUUUCAAAGUAAAUGACGUUUCUGUACAUGGCAGUCUCAGUAUACGCAAUGCUAACAUGUCCAUGAAUGUGAAUAGUUUGGACGUAUCUGGUACUUUAAUCCUGGCAGGAGUGGUGAAGCUAUUCGAUCAAAAUGGCGCUUCCAACGUCAAUAUUACAGUCAUCGAAAGAGGUAUGUUUAAAAUUCUCGGAAAAUCUAGCAGCUCUGCUUCUAAUUUCUCUGAAAUCGGCGCAGGGGAGAUUGAUGUGUUCGGCCAGUUUUUAGCCGGAAUUGUAACGCCAUCCGGUGGAUGGAAUCGACUGCGUGUACUUCAAGGUGGCUCUAUGGCUGUCCAAUUUAAUGACCACUUACAGAUAGACACCAUAGAAAUUUCGGGUAACUUGCAGGUGUUGAGUGUGGCGAAUAUCAGUGGUCUUACGAAAGCACGGACUGGUACCAUUAACUUAGCAAGUGGAGGCAUGUUUACACUAAAUUCUCAGAAAGAUACUGGGAUAUCAAUCAUUCGUGCAUCGAACGUAGAAGUUAACGGAACGUUUUUAGGUGGGCGGAUAAGCCCUGUAGAGGGUUGGGAUCGUAUCAGUGUUGGACCACAAGGAAAUUUAAAUCUUGAGUUGACUGAAGAAUUGCGUACUGAUAAAAUAACAGUUUCUGGGAUUUUAGAAGUCACAAAUAACGUCUCAGUUCGCGGCUAUACAAGUGACCGGAUUAACAAAGUUCUGAUCAACUCAGGGGGUUCAUUGAUUUUGAAUUCUCAGAGAGUUGGAAUCUCGUAUCUCAGAAUCUUAGAAGUAGAAAUCAACGGUCGGUUCUUAGCGGGAAAAGCAUCGACCGUUGAAGGAUGGAAUCGUCUUGCCGUACAGCCACAGGGAAAUAUGAAUAUAAAUUUCAUUGAUGAUUUCAUGGUUGAUGAUUUGGAAGUUUCUGGGACUUUAGAAGUAACAAAUAAUGUAUCAAUCCGAGGAUACACGAAACAACGAACUAGCAGAGUUGUGAUCAAUACAGGAGGGUCAUUAACUUUGAAUUCUCAGAAAAAUGGAACAUCGUAUCUCAGAAUGUCAAUCGUGGAAAUUAACGGAAAAUUCUUUAUAGGUGAUGCAUCAACCAUGGAAGGAUGGGACCAUCUAAUGGUCAAACCAGAUGGGGUUAUGAAAAUUAAAUUAAUAGGUGAUUUCCAAGUUGAUAGGUUAGAAGUAUCAGGAAAUAUAGAGAUUGAAAAUUCAGUAAUCAUUCGUGGUUUCAGCGAAAGUCGUACGCGAGACGUAGUUAUCAACAAUGGUGGCUCUAUUACCCUUGAUUCUCAGAAAACAUCAGGAGUGUCCAUAAUCCGUGUAUAUAACCUCACCAUUAACGGUCAAUUUCGGGCAGGAAUAGUUUCACCUGGUCAAGGAUGGAACAUAUUCAGCAUUGGUUUGCAAGGAAGCAUGACUAUUGCGUUCCACGACGCAUUACGAGUCGACAAUGUGAUUAUUUCUGGGAAUUUGGUGGUUUCAAAUGAGGUGAAAAUUCGUGGAUACAGUAGAACCAAGACACCGGAAUUUAAACUCGAAACAGGAAGUUCUGUAACAUUAAUGGCGGCAAGUUAUAAUGUCAGUUGUGGCGAGAAGAACGUUUAUUCCGAACUGCAGGUCUUCCAGUUGUCAGUUAAAGGUAUUUUCCAUGCUGGGCCAUUAUCCAUCCAUGAUGGAAUUAAUGAUUUUAGUAUCUUUGACACCGGUAAUUUCCAGUUUUAUCCGGUUGGGGAAUUCUGGUUUAACCAUUUUAAUGUAAACGGAAGAAUGACGUCAUAUCGCGACGGAAUAUUUGAAGGCCGGCAUAAUCUGCCUAUCCCGCAUGCGCAAUUCGGACCAAGCUCUGACGUUGUAAUAAAAAAAUGCUUCAAUAACUCACGAAUUAUUGCUAACAUUGUUACUGUUGCGGGGAAGGUUGUGACAGAUCUACUUGAUAUUGGUAAAAACUGGAAAAAACUAACCGUCACUGGAACAUUUGAAUUUCUCCCAGCAGAUACAUUUAAUAUUUCAAAGACUGUUAUUAACGGAACAUGGAGGAGCAUUAAACCAUUUCGUGAUAGUAUUCCGUUACUUGGAAACACAUUGGUUGUAAACGUGGGAGGUUUGAUGAGUUUAAACUACCAACAGAAGCUUGAAGACCCGACAUUGGGUAGCAUACCGUCCACAAUUCGAAUGACUGCUUCCAUUGAUAUCCAUGGACGUUUCGAAGCAGGGUCAGUGAACAUUUUUACAGAAGACCUAACAAUAUCCACUCAUGGCAUGCUGACAGUGGACUGGGGAGGCUAUGCGGCCGGCCAGGGACCUGGUGCAGGGACUGCUGCAACUUCCGGUUCGUCUGGAGCAAGUCAUGGAGGGAGGGGAGGGAAAGGGGCUGGUGUAUCAUGCCACAGGUUACCAUAUGGAUCUAUCUAUGCCAGAGGGUCUUGGGGUAGUGGUGGUGGACAUGCAGGGAACCUGGGAGGUAGAGGUGGUGGUAAAGUUUACCUUGAGGUACGAAAAGGAGUACAGCUUGAUGGAAGGAUACAAUCUUCAGGAGAACCUGGCAAGGUGAGGUUAAUUAUUUCUUCAUUGUUUCUGACGAUGUUAAAACAAUUAUAUCAGUGUCAAAAGCUGGUCAAUUUGAAGACAGUUUUCUUCUCUGCUGCGCGUAUUGAAACUUUUAAAACAGUUGUUUGCCCAUAACCUUAUGUAUACGAUAUUAAACCCGAAAACGAUAUGCUAACUCUAUAUCAAAUGUACUAUCCUUGCGCGUUAUAUUCCAUACAUGAAAUCCUUUUUCAUAGGGAGGGAAUGCUGGUGGUGGCAGUGGUGGAUCAAUAUGGAUAAACUGCACUCAGUUUAAUGGUAAGGGGUUCAUAUACGCAAAUGGCGGGAAGGUGUCUGAUGACGGAGGUGGUGGUGCUGGUGGUCGGAUUACUGUAAAUUACCAGCAUGGAGUAUUCCACAGUGAUCAAACGUCAGCCUACGGAGCAACCGCCAGGGUGGAAAAUGGAGGACCAGGACUUAUCUAUUUGUUUGGGCAGAGACCACUGAAUAAGAAUUUGAGAAUUGACAACAAAGGAAAGGAAGCUGUGGUAAAGUGUAAUUUAAUUUUCUUUCGUUUAAGAUUUAGUUACUAACAAAAUAUACUAUUACAGUAGUGAUUAAUGUGGUAUUUAUAUGAUAGCGAACAAGCUCGGUCAAAUUGACUCCCUCAUAUAAACAUCCAGUCCACAGUAGCGUAGCCAGCCCGACAAUUUAGUCCCGAUAUGCAAAUAGUUUCGUGUUCAUUGACUGUGAGAAAACAAUCAAUUUCAAAAGAAAUGAAUAAUGAUAAUAAUUUUGAAUUUGCAUAGCGGGACUAAAUUGUCAGGCUGGCUACGUCACUACCAGUCCAGUAAACCUUGAAAAUGCGAAGCGAGAUUCUCGUUAGGCGGGUAAGUUUUGGUUCCAAACUUCCAAUAGAAAAGCGCAAGAUUCCUGUAAAAACAUCGCACUUGCGGUAAAAACCCUGAGUAGGCAAUGGCUGUAAUUAUUAUAAACAGCUUCAGGUCCAUUCCGAGUAACAUGAAAGUCUGAAAGUUUGUUUAAACAUUGGCUAGAUUGUAUUUUCCAUGGACAUUUUAUUUUGCGUCCGAUGUGGUUUAUCUCGUAUUUUUUCAACUACCAUUCAAGUGACUAAAAUCUCAGUGUGUAAACGAAUCUUAGUAGUCCAGUUAAAUUAUUAGUUAGAAUUCCUUCUGACGAUAUCAACGUGUUUGUCUUAUUUGCAGGUCUACCAAGGUUCAGAUUUUGAAAAGUUUAAAUAUUCAGGUAAUUAUUUGUAUGUUAUUUUAUUAUUAAUGACUGACCUAACAUGUAUGCCUGUGAAUCACCGUAACAAACUCAAUUAAAUAGGGCGAAACUCGCAUGUGGUGAGCAGGGUUUAUUUCAAGAAAAAUUUAUAACUGCACAUAUAGGGAUGUUACGAAGGCAACAGGUGUUUGACGGGGGCGGGGCUGUCGAAGGAUUUUUUACAUUCAUAUAGGUGACAGAAUAAUCGUGUGGUUGGGUGGGAGAAUUGGAGAAAGGCCAGACAAACUCGAUUAUGGGUGCGGGAGCUAGGGAGUGUUCCCCAAAACAAUUUGAAUCUUGAGGCUAUUAGUUCUGGCAAAGAUUUGUUCACCCAACCACUCACAAAAACUGUUUCAAAACAUGUAACUGGGAAUCAUGGAUAUUCAAUAUAUAACAACCUUAAAUUUGCAUUUGAGGCAGCAAUGAAUAUUAGGAGUCCUCCCCCAGAAAACGUUUAUAUUUUUGAUGCUCAAUUAACAUGAUGACAGCAAUUCUGGAAUUUUCUGGAGCAUCCACAAGAGUAACGAGUAAAUGAGAAGACUGUUUUAAGGCUAUAUUUGUUAGUUUGGUGACUGCACAUUUGUGUUUUAAGAACUGCACAAAUGGGUUUAGAACUGCACAUUUUGUGUAGAACUGCACGUUAAAAUAAACCCUGGUGGUGUGAGGAAAGUGAUCUGAUAAGAGGUAAAAGAUAAUGCAUGCAUUACUGCUUGGCCUGGUUGAGCUACUUGUGUUCUUCCUCCAUCCCAAGUUAAUUCGUAAAGAGUUUGGCUAUUGGAGGAAGAAUUUGCCUCAAUUAAGCUUUGCCUCGAUAUCAGUUAGUUUGGGAGGUAAUAACAAACACUUGAGGAUAUCCUGUGUGGAUAAAUUUGCCUCAAUUAAGCUUUUCCUCGAUAUCAGUUAGUUUGGGAGGUAAUAACAAACACUUGAGGAUAUCCUGUGUGGAUAUCCAGCUGACGGUGAAACACGCUUUCACAUGUUUGUAUACUUCUGUGCUAUACCCAGUAUUUAUAGUAGUUUGAGAUACGGGAACUCAAAUUCAAAAUCAACUGAUUUGUCUAUUGUAUAGGAGCCGUUGCCUACCUCCUUCCAGAAACAGACAAUUUUAUAUUCGACUUUACAUUUGUUGAAAUCUACGGUACGGCGCAUCUUUAUGUUGACGGUGAAGGAACAGAACUGACAACAAAACUCGUUCAAGGUGAUGACACUGGGUACAUCCACGUUGCUCCUGGCAACACACUGCGACUCACCGCUGAUUCUACAUAUCGUCGUACCAAUAUCACGUGGGGUCCUCUUAUAUACCAGGGAGCAUCUUUCGUACUUCCAAAUGCUACAGUUGAAUUCAGGGAAGUCAGUCCAUCAUCAAAAAGACCAUCGCAUAUUGAUAUUUGGGGUCAGGUUGUUGGUAACUUAGCGCAUCUUAUGGUUGGCUUCGGCGCUACGUUGACAUUCAAAGAAAUAGCCCCAAGGUCAUUAACAUUCGUCGGCAUAACAAUUCAGAAAAAAGGAAGACUCAUUUUGGAAAGUGAAUACGGUAACACGACAGACCGCUGGGAUAUAAAUCUGUUUGCAGACGCAGGUCCACUGAGGCGCGAUGGAAAACUAACCGUGGAAGGUGGUGGCAUCCUGGAAACUAGGAGAUUACGAAUAAAUGCCGAGUCUGUUGAUGUACAAUACGCGGGAUUAAUUGACCUAAAUGGACAGGGUUAUGUUGCAGGUAAUAUGAGAAGAGCUACCCUCGAUAUAUUUACAAUCGUUUUUGCUAUUUUUGCAAAAUUCAUAUUUGGAUGUGGGAUUGCAUUUCUCGAGAAAUGGGUAUUUAGUGAUCGCGAUCGCCAAAGAAAACAAUUCAAGAAAAAAGUUUUGCUUUCAUUUCUGAAGAAAACCCAAGAUUGUUUUCUUUCUAUAUCAGCAGAGUGUUUUGAAUUUUUUUAUAUUUAAUCUGGGCGUAAUUGAAACAAAAGAGGAAGGAGAAGUACAUUAAAGGCAGAGAGACAGAGCAUUACUUGUUAUUACUUAUCGCUCUCUUUGUGAACAUUUUGGCCCUUACAAUUGUCGAGAGCCAUUACCAUAGGAAAAACAUUCUCCAGUUAAAUACUGAAUAAAUUAUUUUUGCUUAAUUUUCUAGGUCAGGGUAUCGGUGCUGGAGAUUCAACCGGAUCUGGUGCAAGCUAUGGUGGCCAUGGUGGACUGGUAUCAAGUGGAGGAACGCCAGGAAGUCCCUAUGGAUUUAUACUGUACCCCACGGAUUUCGGUAGCGGUGGUGGUGGAAGCCAAGGGGGGAAAGGUGGUGGAUUUGUGGAACUUGAAAUUAGGGGAUCACUUGUUGUCGAUGGUAUGUUGCAUUAACCAGCGAUACUUCGAGCUUAGCUAUAAUAGCGAAGUUCGUAUUUGACAUCCACUACCACUACAAUUAAUAAGGGACCAUUCACAAAUCAGGUGCGUUUUAUAUAUCAUAUAUCCGAUUAACCAUUUAGAUGAGACGUAAUGGUAGCGGUAGUGGAAGUCAAAUCUGAACCUCUCUAUUGUAAGUUAAUCAGUUCAAAGACUUAGACGUAAAAUUCCAGAACUGAAUUAGGGAGUUGGGCGGGCUGGGAUGGAAUGAGGGAACCUGAAUACAUAUAGCUGUAAUCGUUGGUUGUUGAGAAUAUAAUCUUUUUUAUCAAAAUAUCCAUACAGGAUGUUUCUCUAGUGACGUAUUGAUGAUAUUCGGAAUCUUGUACUAAUAUUAGAAAAAAUAAGCCGCCCAGUGUCUUUUAAAAUCAAUCACAACAUCAACUUUUCGACCUUUAGGUACCAUCAGUGCUAAUGGAAUGGCGUCAUCUAACAAUGGUGGUGGCAGUGGUGGUAGCAUAUUAGUCACUACUAAAGCACUUGAAGGUUCUGGCCAGAUAACAGUGAAUGGCGGUACUGGCGCUAGUGGUGGUGGAUCUGGUGGUAGACUGGCUAUAUACUGGCAUGAUAGAGAAUGGUGGUUUGGUCAGCUUCAGGCAUUUGGUGGUUCUUCAACCGGAAAUGGUGGAGCUGGGACCAUAUAUCUACAGGUAUGGAUGUUUCAUUGUUUUGUGAACUGAUGGGGCCGAGGAAACUGAUUUUUUCCUCGCUUAGUUAGGAUAAGUUGCACCUGAUAAGUGACCAGGUUAGGAUAAGUUGCACCUUUAUACAAAAUUUAAUAUGUAACUAAAAGCCCUGGUAAACGUAGAUUUUCAGUGAAAUUUGGAUAUUGAAUGGUUUGAAACGAGGUUUUCAUUCUCGUAAGGAAUUUCAAAGAAAUAUUGUUGUUUUAUUUCUUUGAAUUUACACAGGAACGCCGGAACGAUGUGAAGAUAAGGGGGCAGAUUUUCGUGAAAGGGCACUUUUGAAUUGAUAUAUACUAAGAGAUGUUUGCAAAACAUCGGGAGUUGAACUUCGCCUAAUCAUGUUUUCUAUUUAUUGGAUGAUAGGGGUGUGAGGCGGUUCUCCACCAGGCGAUUGUGCUAUUCUUGAAGCUCGAUGGCUGCAUUUCUUGCGUUUUCUGAAGCAAAUUCGUAAAAGAAUCGCACUAACAUUUCUGACAAUUCGCUAUUUCGCCAAGGCAAUCCUUUAAAUUGUAAGGGCACCUUUGCCCCCCUUGCCCCUCCUGGUAAUGGGCAACGGGGGCGGCUGCCCCUCCUGCUCCCCAGUUCCGGCGUCCCUGAAUUUACAUACAACAUUAAAUUGAAGUAGUAACGUAUGUACAUGAAUGAAAGUUUAAUUUUAAUUGCUUUCAUUCACUAGUUGGCAGAGUUGCCCAAUAAAUACACUAUAUAUUUUAUACAUGAAGUACUGUCCUGAAUAAAAACAAAAUGGCGGAUUCCUGUAAGAUGGCUUAUUAGAUGGUAUAAAAUCGAUAUUAAACAAUAUACAUUGAAGGUUUUCUGUAUUUAACAUGAUUUCAAUCAGUCAACCUUUGGUCAGGACAGCCAAAUCACAAAUAUGUGUUUCUCAAUCUAAGCUUUUUAAAUGAAAAAGUUUGUAGAAACGUGCAUGGUGCCAUGUAUAUGCGUUCCACUUCGUCUACGUUUAUCGUUUCCACUACUGUACGUUGCAUUUUCAACUUUAAGACUAAGUAUUUUCAAGGAAAUGUAGCAGUUAUGAUAUUGGACGUUGGUCUGGCAGGUAUGUUAACCCUGCAUCACUCUCCGUAGUGUUAAUUACAGUGACCCAACACUAUAUUUAAUUGCAUUAUAUACCGUUGCAUGGAUACGCGAAAAAUUUGCAUGAAUUGCGACCUAAGUCAAACUAAUCCAAGGCAAAGCAUAAAACUAUGUCAACAUUUUGUAAUAUAAGUUACAUUUGUUAUUUCCUUCUGUACUUUUCGUAGGAUAAGCAACCUGGGGUCUUGAACCGAACCCUCAUUAUCGACAGUAACAAUCGACGACCAUCGAAGCCUGAAAUUGACUAUUCAAACUGGAGAGUUGAUAGCGGACGGACUUGGCUUCACUCAAAUGAAACUGAUAUGGAAUUCGAGGAAGUUCACAUUUUGCGUAGGGGAGAGUUAGCAAUUUAUCCGGAUGUUAAGCAGUAAGUUUUUUAUAAUUUUAUUUAAAUAGGGAAGAUGAUUUAUAUAUUCAGUUUAUACAGGGAAGGAGUGAUCUGUUACAAUCUCUGGUGUGUUGAGAGAGGAAUAGACGUUAUGUCUUCAAACGAUUUUUUAAAGUUAUCAAACUUUUUCCUUGCUUCACAAAAAAGCAAAAACGUUGCGUA